Molecule: messenger RNA, 1671 nt
Organism: Letharia columbiana
Lineage: Eukaryota; Fungi; Ascomycota; Lecanoromycetes; Lecanorales; Parmeliaceae
Exons: 1
Coding region: 1-1671 (556 amino acids)
Cellular component (GO): mitochondrion
Molecular function (GO): GTP binding; GTPase activity
Source: RefSeq, a predicted model, not a curated record
AUGGCUCGCCUCCAAGGCCCCCUUCUUCCAUUCCUCUAUCCUUGUUUGGAAUCUACACUUCUCCGGCUUCACAGACCUCCAAACUUGCUUUUUCUAAGCCAGUAUCCCAGACGGCUUCAGUCUACAGAAUCAGCAUCCCUAGAGCAGCCGCAAACAGACACUCUCUCUCAAUUAUCACACCUCAACCCCUCACCCACAGACUACGGCCGCACAAUAUUCGCUGAUAAGGCUACCGUGACGUUAUCGGCCGGCUCUGGUGGCCACGGCUGUAUAUCAUUCCUCCGGGAAAAGUUCAUUGAUGCUGGGCCUGCCAAUGGCGGCGAUGGUGGUAGUGGAGGCAGCAUUUAUAUCCAAGCGGUACGGGGAGAAACAAGUCUACACAAGCUUGCUCGACGCAGCAUAAUACGAGCAGGACGAGGGAAGAAUGGCCAAGGGAAAAGCAAAGGGGGCACAAGAGGAGAAGAUGUGCUAGUGCAGGUACCUGUGGGGACCUUCGUGAGGGAGGUGAGCAGGCAUGAUCCUAUUGCCGAGGAGGAGGAGAAUAGGAGGCUGGAAGAAGGGAGCGAACUUGUCGAGGAAGAGACAAGGGGAACCUGGAGGAGGGAUAAAUGGGUCCUCUAUCCAGCGUCCACGCCAUCUGAGUACGCGACUGCGGAGUUCCCUCCCCUUCCAAGGCCAAGGAGGUCAAGUUUGAUGAUGGCUCAACCUGAACCGCCUAUAGAGCUGGAUCUAUCUGAGCCAAUGGAGAAACCGAUGCUGCUUGCUGCAGGGGCUAUGGGAGGUCUGGGGAACCCGCACUUUGUUUCGAGUUCAGAUCGACGCCCUAAAUUUGCAACGAGAGGUGAGGAGGGCAUGUCAGUGACGUUAGAGCUGGAGCUCAAGCUCCUCGCUGACGUGGGCUUCGUGGGAAUGCCAAACGCCGGGAAAAGUACUCUGCUUCGAGCUCUCAGCCGAAGCAGGGCGAGGGUUGGAGAUUGGGCUUUCACGACCCUGCAGCCUAACAUUGGAACCAUGGUCCUGGACAAUAGUCGUGGGAGGCCUCAAGUACAAGUCAACAGAGCUAGUGGAGAACCAAGGACUCAGAUAUCUGUCGCCGAUAUCCCGGGACUGAUACCGAAUGCUCACUUGGACAAGGGGCUCGGCCUUGGCUUCCUUCGUCAUAUCGAAAGAGCUCAAGUGCUCGCAUUUGUGGUUGACCUCAGCGCUGGUGAUGUUGUCGAGGCGUUGAAUGAUCUCUGGAAGGAGCUUGGCGAAUUUGAGACACUGAGAGGUAUGGAGACCAACAUGCAAACGGAAUCGCGGGUUGUCGAGUGGAAAGCUUUCAGCAGAUCCACCUCUUCUGCAUCUGCUCAUGAUGGUACAGUAGCAAGGAAUGAUGAAAACAUAAUCAUCGAACCCUCUGGGUCGAAAUCGCUAACAGCUCUGCCAAUGGCACCAAUAUCAUCGAAGCCUUGGUUUGUCGUGGCAACCAAGGCAGAUGUUGAAGGCACUCAAGCAAACUUUGCGAAACUGCAAGCUUACCUCACGGCUCUGGCGAGUGGUACAGUGGACCACCCAAGCAAAAGGAAAAAUGUAUGGAAGGGCAGAUUGGCUGCGAUACCUGUUAGUGCUAUCCGGGGUGAAGGUGUCGACCAAAUACCAGAAUGGACUGUGGGACUUUUGGAUGAUUGA